ACUAGUUUUACUGAUGGCUUCAAUGACUGGAAACAUUUAUCUGAACGAAUUAAAAGCCAUGAUUCUUCAAUUUAUCAUAAAAAGUCUAAUCAACAAUGGUUAGAAUUAUCAUGGCGUAUAGAUAGUGGUAAAACUUUAGACAGUGAACUUCAAAAAGAAAUUCAAACUGAAAAAGACCGCUGGAGAACAGUACUGAAAAGAAUAAUAGCUUGUAUUAUUUAUCUUGCUCAACAAAAUGACGCGUUCAGAGGAAAAAACUAUACCAUUUAUACAGAAUCAAAUGGUAAAUUUCUUAAACUUAUUAAAAUGAUAGCAAGUUUUGAUAAUCCUAUGGCUGAACACUUGAGAAAUAUAAAAAAUAAAAUAAUCCAUCAACAUUAUUUGGGACUCAGGAUACAAACUGAAUUAAUACAUUUGAUUGGAAGUAAAAUAAGGACAGAAAUCGUAACACGUAUUAAAAAAGCAAAAUAUUACACUAUUAUGCUUGACGGAACUCCUGAUGCAUCUCACAAGGAACAAUUAACGUUAAUCGUCAGAAUUGUACAGAUAACUAAAACUUAUAAUAAUGUUAAAGUUUCGGUGGAAGAAUAUUUUUUAAACUUUUUACACAUAACUUUGAAAACUGGAUUAGGAUUAUUUGAUGCUUUAAAGCAAGAGUUAUCAAAUUUAGGUUUAUGUUUAUCAAAUUGUCGUGGCCAAGAUUAUGACAAUGGUGCAAAUAUGGUUGGACAUAAGCAAGGUGUACAGGCUAGAAUUUGAAAUUAAAAUCCAAGAGCGUUAUUCUUGCCGUGUUGUGCUCAUUCAUUAAAUCUUUUAUUAGGGGAUAUGGCAAAUUGUAUUCCACGAGCUAUGACCUUUUUCGGAGUGAUACAAAGGUUGUACACUUUAUUUUCUGCUUCUACAGAGCGUUAGAAAAUUUUGAAAAAACAUUUAAAAUGUUUAACAUUGAAACAGUUGUCUGAUACUCGAUGGGAGUGCCGAUUAGAAUUUGUGAAGGCCGUGAAAAUGCAACUUAAAGAGAUAAAUGAAGCGUUAAUAGAAGUAAGUGAAUCUACAUCAAUACCGGCAAUUAAAAGUGAAGCUAUUUCUCUUGCUGAACAUGAAAUGUCUUACGAAUUUGUGCUAAAAUCAAUAAUAUGGUAUAAUUUAUUAAAUAAUAUUAAUAAAAUUAGCAAUUCUCUGCAAAAUGAAAGCAUUUCAAUUGAUUUUGCUGUAAAUAAUUUGAAAGGUCUCAAUCAGUUUUUAAAUAAGUAUCGAGAAAAUGGAUUUAAUGAAGCAAAAGAAGAAGCUAUACUUAUUUGCAAACAAAUCAAUAUAAAACCAGAGUUUAAGUCAAAAAGAAUAAGUUUAAAGAAACGAAUGUUUAAUUAUGAAAGCUCUCCUAUAUUAUGUUCAAAAAAUGAAGAAGAAACUUUUGUCAAUGAUUUUUUUUUACCAAUUUUAGAUCAAGGAAUUAUGUCUAUAAAUCAAAGAUUCACCCAAUUGGAUCAUUUUUACAAUUAUUUUGGAUUUCUCUUUGAUAUUGGUAAUUUAUCUACUGUUGAUUCAGAUACAUUGAUAAAGAGUUGCAAUGAUCUUCAGAUUCUUUUACAAACUGGUGAAAACAUGGACAUAAGUGGAACUGAGUUGUAUGAUGAGCUUUGUCUUCUUUCAGAAAUAAUAGAAAAAGGUACUCCAUCUCUUCAUGUUUUACAAAAAAUCCUUAGAAAUAGUGUUGGUGAUGUUUAUGCUAAUGUUGCUAUAGCAUUAAGGAUUAUGUUCACAUUACCAGUUUCAACAGCAACCGCCGAGAGAUCAUUCUCUAAACUAAAGUUGAUAAAAAAUUACCUAAAAACCACAUUAAAUCAGGAAAAAACGACAAACUUAGCUAUAAUAUCAAUUGAACGUGAUAUAGUAGACGAAAUGGACUUUGAUGAUAUUAUUGACACAUUUGCUGAUCACAAAUCAAGAUAAAUCAAUUUUUAAAUACUAUUAUAUGUGUACCUACAAUAAUGACAUGUUAUAUGUAUUAUUAAAUGAAACAACAAUUUAAUCAUAAUUUAUUUAUGUAUAAGUGUAUGAUGGAAAUUACAUUUUUAGAUGUGUUCAUCUAAUCAAAUUGGCACUACGAAGAGCACAUAUGAGAAUAAAAUAAAAAUAACAAUGGAAUGUUAUAUUAUUUUUGAAAUAAUACUUUAUGUAUGUUAACAUUUGAAAUGGUUGAGAUUACGACUUACGUGAGUGUAAUUUUUUGAGAGAGUUUUUUGGUAGGCCCCGCAAAUAUAGUUAUGCCCCUGGCCCCACAAAAUGUAGGGACGGCCCUGCACGGCACCGCCUUUUGCUCUAGGCUGGCGCUCACCCGUGUCUCUCUCGAUAUCAGCCGUCCAGCUAUUAAUAUGACAAUCGGUUGUCAUCGGUCGUCUCCCCGCCCUUGACACUGAGAUAAGGCCGCCGCCGAAUAUGGAUUACCGAUAUUGCGUCCUGUUUCGUUUUCGACGUUCACCUGAAGUGGUGUAUUUUCUUUGUUGUUGCGUUUUUCGGACGACUACCUUAACCGGACAUAUUUCGCCUAUGCGAACGUUUGUUUUCUUUCUGUGGUUUGUUCAGAUAUUUCCGGCUCUACCUCUUAGUGGAAAUUUCGACAAAUUGUGUUUGC
Messenger RNA from Daktulosphaira vitifoliae (grape phylloxera), 2635 nucleotides. RefSeq lists its product as uncharacterized. Lineage: Eukaryota; Metazoa; Arthropoda; Insecta; Hemiptera; Phylloxeridae. Bases 1006 to 1953 code for a protein of 315 amino acids. The transcript is spliced from 2 exons. The record is from RefSeq and is a predicted model, not a curated record. Gene Ontology annotation, molecular function: protein dimerization activity.